This is a messenger RNA of Haliotis rubra (blacklip abalone), 720 nucleotides long. Its product is annotated as sulfotransferase 1C2-like. The record is from RefSeq and is a predicted model, not a curated record. Gene Ontology annotation, molecular function: sulfotransferase activity. Bases 1 to 720 code for a protein of 239 amino acids. Gene Ontology annotation, cellular component: cytoplasm. The transcript is spliced from 5 exons. Lineage: Eukaryota; Metazoa; Mollusca; Gastropoda; Lepetellida; Haliotidae. Gene Ontology annotation, biological process: sulfation.
AUGGACAGAACACAUUGGUUUUGGGAGAUCCUCAGUCAGCUGGCAGCAAGAAAGGCCGAGAACAUGAGAGACACCUGGAAGGGGGACCUGAUGAUAGAGUGUUCCCCUAAGUCAGCGUUAGACGCUGCGCCCUCCCCUAGGGUUCUCAACACACAUGUCCAGUUUGAUCAACUGCCCACACAGAUAGCAGAGAAGGCAUGCAAAAUUGUACACGUGAUGAGGAACCCAAAAGACGUGUCUGUGUCGUUUUACAACCAUCACAAAGCGUUAAAGGACAUGUAUAACUACCACGGGGAAUGGAAGGACUACCACCAGAUGUUUCUGGAUGGGCUGGUUGACUGGGGUUCCUGGUUUGACAACACUAUCACCUUCAUAAGAGCAAAGCAAGACAAUCCUCAACUUCCAAUAAAGCUUAUGUAUUAUGAAGACAUGAAACUGGACCCGGUCGCUGGCGUGCAGGAGUUGGCUGACUUCAUUGGUGUGGAGGUGGAUGAGGAACUUAUCCAAGGCAUCUGCGAUAAAUGUGGCUUUGAAAAUAUGAAAACCGUUGCCUUGGAAGUUGGUAAAGGACUGAUACAAGACGGAGUGCCGCAGGUAUUCAGAAAAGGUGGUGUUGGGGACUGGAAGAACUGGUACACGGUGGCACAGAACGAGGAAUUUGACAAGGUCUACUCUGAGAAGAUGACAGGAUAUGAUCUCCCACUUAAAUAUUCGAUUUGA